Molecule: messenger RNA, 2846 nt
Organism: Meira miltonrushii
Lineage: Eukaryota; Fungi; Basidiomycota; Exobasidiomycetes; Exobasidiales; Brachybasidiaceae
Product: SPRY-domain-containing protein
Exons: 1
Coding region: 270-2672 (800 amino acids)
Molecular function (GO): protein binding
Source: RefSeq, a predicted model, not a curated record
CACCAUCAUCAUUACUACUACAAGAAUCGAAUCAUUAACAAAAACUUGGAGGUAUAGGAUCACUUUACUGGACAUUUGAUCUCAUCCUGCCUUCGCCACCAAGACUCGUUUGAUGUUUCGUAGAGAUUAGGGAAAGGCAGUGCUGGGUGCCACAGCCAUUCUUAAAAUCAUUUCGUCACAAGAAAAGGAGACAUCGAUCCAGACUACAGAUAAGGAAGUACAUUCAAUCGUGCCAAAUCGAAUGAUCCUUCUGUAAAACUGACGAAAAGAUGGUCAAACGUCAACCACGCUUCAAUGCUGGUCCUUCGGUCUCACCGAUCGAGGAAUAUUCUCAUCAUCCAUUUCCUUCAAAAUCAAAAAGUGUCAACAAGCUAAUACACAAUGAAGGAAUACGAAUGAGAGAUAAGGAAUUGGAAAUUGAACGAACACACCAAAAACAACGCUCUCAAAGUCAUUGGCCAGCCGAUUUGGACGAUAUGUUGGAAUCUCUGGGUUUGGUAGAGAGCAAUGAAGGUGCAGUGGACGUGCCACUCUGGAAUAAACCUCCUUCGCCUGCUGAUCAUCACGAUGGAUCCAGCUCAAUCGAUUCUUCUUCGAAAUAUCGAUCAACCAAUGUCGAUAUAUCUAGGGGAUCCACAUCAGAGAGAAAUGAUCAUCCUAGACUGUUGAAAUCUGACACUCCACCUUCUCUGGUCGAUCAUCUCCAGCAACGUCUUGCUGCUAAUCGAAUCCAGCCAGCCUAUAGCGUCAAAGGGAGCGCUACAACUAGCUCACGCUCUGAUCAAGGACGGAUUCACAGUCCCACUUCAUUUAUGCUCACAAAUGAAGGCGGUGACGGUCCGCCUCCGAUCUUUAGUCCACCAGAAAGUUCAGAUGAGACAUUGGCGCUUUUGUUGCCUUUGCUUGUCCUGCUAUCCACGCUUCUAUUACUUCUGCUUACGUUUGUGAUUUUGGUCAUCUUCGUUCGCCGUAGAGCGCGGAUCGCCCUGACGGAUGGGGAUGGACCUCUUGACGUUGGAAGGGAAGAAGAGUUGGAAGGUCUCGGUGGCUUGGACGGAAUAGAGGAAAGAUGGCUCGAGACUGUUGACGAUGCAACACGAAGAGGAUAUCUUCGCGCAAAGGAUUGGUCUCUAUCUUCGCCUCCCGGUUCGCAAGCAUCAGAGAUUACCUUGUCACAAUUCUUGAGCAUCCAAGAAAAAGGUGUAUCAGCAUGGAGCUUCGAUCCAGACUACGAGAUCAAUCCUAGUGUUUAUGUCGCAGGAAGAACGGAAAUCUCUUUCUUAGCGGAUGGCGAAGGCAUGGCACCACAAGAGGGAGGAGGAUGCUCAGUGCAAAGCAAUCUCCCUCUUCCAAAGCUCAAUGAAGUAUACUAUUGGGAGACAAAGAUCUUUACAAAGCCUGAAGCAACAAACAUCUCUAUUGGUCUGGCUACAAAACCGUAUCCAAGCUUCAGGAUGCCAGGUUGGAGUAAGUUCUCCGUUGGCUACUUUUCGGCUGAUGGCUUCAAAUGUCACAAUUAUCCAUUUGCCGCUCAAUCGUAUGGGCCCGCAUACGUUCAAGGAGACGUGAUUGGAGUUGGAUUCAGACCUCGUUCAGGCACAGUCUUCUUUACAAGAAACGGUAAAAGACUGGAAGACGCUUUUGUCGGCUUGCACCGCUACAACUUAUUUCCCACAAUUGCAGCAGAUGGAGCCGCUGAGGUUCAUGUCAAUCUUGGGCAAGCUGGAUUUGUAUUCAUUGAAGCCAACGUGAAGAAAUGGGGACUUGCACCAAUGGUAGGCACUUUGGCCCCACCUCCGCCUUAUGGACAAGAAAGAGGAAGUAUUCUCAUCGAAACAGGACAAGGCGGAUCCUCUGAUGCGAAUCAGAACGGCAAUGACCUUCUACAUCCUCCACGGAAUAUCACCCCUCCUCCACCGCUAACUCCACCAAAUGAACGAUCAGAAGAGGAUUUGCAUCCAUCUUCUUCCUCAUCGUCUUUGAGUAGACGUGCUCGUGCCCGGAGAAAUCGACAAAUGCUUCCACCUCUCAAUCACACAUCCUCGUCGGAAUCUUACCAUCGCGGGAACAGCGGAGAAACGACUCGUCGGGAUUCAAUGUCAUCAAGCGACGAUGAACCUCAUAAUCCUCCUACACCGCAUCAUCUGGACAUUAGUUUGCACUCUUUGGAUGCAUUAGGAACUGCUAAUAAUGAAGAGGAAGAAGGAGUGGAUUCAUCUCGCUCUGGCUCAUCAUCGCAAACACAAACGGUAAGAGGAAGAAGGCAACAAAGUAACAAUGCUGGCUAUUUCCCAUAUAUGUUUUCGUCAAAUAAUGGGGAGAAUGCAUCUGCCUCACAUACAAGAAGUCCAAGUCCACCCCCUUAUUCUGAUUUACGAUCCGGUUGGCCAUCUGAUUCGGGCGCUUUAGGUGGAACUAGUGCUGCUCACAAUCAAGCAAGACGUGGUUCUGGACGUACGCAUUCGCUUGCAAAUGCUCUUUUGGGAGCAUUGGCAGAUAGAGGAUUAUUGACACCUCUUUCAGCACAAGAUGGUACGACACAUUCCAGUUCUGGAUCAGGUUCCAGUCCAACAGGAUCGUACGAACGAUUAGCCUCGCAUGGUCAAUUAAAUCAAGAUACUUCCAGUAAUAACCAAAACGGACAAUCUUGGCUUUCAUCUUGGUUUCGAUGAGGAGUCGGUCUAAAGAUAGAAGUUAUUCAAUUAUUUCAUUCAAUUAUUCUGCAGUGUCUCGCUUCAUUCUUUAAUCAUCGGUUUUCUCCCCUUUUCUUAUAUAUUUACAUGCUCGGUAACCAUUUGUAUUUUAUUCUUGCCUCAAAGCUUUCUUUCUCAAUCUAUAAUGCGUAC